AUGCGAUUACCUAUUAUCUUACUGUUUUUAUUGGCUGUGAUAUCUUACAGUCAUGGUAAACAACCUCGUGGUUCUUUAAAUAUAUUUGAUGUUAAACCAACUGUGGGACAACCGUGGCCAAAACCACAAACAAUUAAAACAACUUCACAACAAUAUGCUGUACAUCCAUCUGCCUUUCAUUUUAUGGUGAAUUCAACAAGUCAAUCAUGUGAUCUUCUUACAAGUGCAUUCGAUCGUUAUUAUAGAAUUAUUUUUUUUCCACAAACUUAUUUAAAUCAUAUUCUUGAUCCAGAAUUAGCCAAACAUGAAAAACAAAUUGAACCAAAAAUAAGUUUAGCUGAUCUUCAAGAUGCAACACUACUUAAACGACUUAAUGUUCAUAUUCAACAGCCUUGCGAACAAUAUCCAAGUCUUGAAUCUGAUGAAUCAUAUUCACUUACUAUCGAUUCUGAUAGUGCUAUGCUUGAAUCUAUAACAAUUUGGGGUGCUCUUCGUGGUCUUGAAACAUUCAGUCAAAUUAUUUAUGCUGAUGAUAAUCUCGGAUUUGCUGUUAAUAAUACAAUGAUCAAUGAUUUUCCUCGUUUUAAACAUCGAGGAAUACUUGUUGAUACAUCACGUCAUUUCAUUUCAGUCAAAACAUUAAAAAUGAAUUUGGAAGCUAUGGCAGAAAGUAAAUUGAAUGUCCUUCAUUUUCAUAUUGUUGAUGAUCAAUCAUUUCCUUAUGAAUCACGCACAUUUCCUGAAAUCAGUCUUGCAGGAGCAUAUAAUCAAGCACAUGUUUAUUCACAAGAUGACAUCGCUGGUUUAAUUGAAUUUGCACGUCAACGUGGUAUUCGUGUUGUUGUGGAAUUUGAUUCACCAGGUCAUACACAAUCAUGGGGAUUAGCUAUUGAUAUUCUAACACAUUGUUAUAGUGGAGGAAAACCAAAUGACGAAUUCGGACCAAUGGAUCCAAGUCGAAAUACAACAUUUGAUUUCUUAAAAAAAUUGUUCAGUGAAGUUGCUAGUGUUUUUCCUGAUCAUUAUAUGCAUUUAGGUGGUGAUGAAGUUGAUUUUGAUUGUUGGAGAAGUAAUCCAGAUGUUCAAGCUUUUAUGCUUAAAAUGGGAUUUGGAACUGAUUAUUCAUUACUUGAACAAUAUUAUAUGCAAAAUGUCGUUGAUAUUGUUGGUGCAACAGGAAAAGGUUAUACUGUAUGGCAAGAAAUUAUUGAUAAUAAUGUAACAGUAAAAGCUGAUACUGUUGUUGAAGUUUGGAAGGAUCCAUAUCCACAAGAAUUAGAACGUGUUACUAAAUUAGGCUAUCGUACUCUUUUAUCAACAUGUUGGUAUUUAGAUUAUAUUUCCUAUGGUUCUGAUUGGGUUAAAUAUUAUAUGUGUGAUCCACAUAAUUUUAAUGGUACUGAUGAACAAAAGAAAUUAGUUGUCGGUGGCGAAGCUUGUUUAUGGGGUGAAUUUGUUGAUGCUACAAAUCUUAUUUCAAGAAUGUGGCCAAGAGCUUUCAGUAUUGCAGAACGUUUAUGGUCAGCAGCUGACGUAAAGGAUCCUGCUGUUGCAAAACCUCGAUUUGAAGAACAUCGUUGUCGAUAUGUCAGACGUGGUAUUCCAGCUUCACCAGAAAAUGGUCCAAGUUAUUGUGAUUAUGAAUAUAAUCGUUAA
Adineta steineri is the source of this 1656-nucleotide messenger RNA. The record is from the annotation of a GenBank genome assembly. Lineage: Eukaryota; Metazoa; Rotifera; Eurotatoria; Adinetida; Adinetidae.